AUCACCACUAAGUGACUGCACUGAGACAUAGAGGAAGACAUCUUACCAUCUACCCACCGAAAAACUUCACCUGCUAACUUUUAUAUUGAGUAUGUUGCUGUGCAGAAUUUCAACUUUUGGACCUUUCCGGUGUGCCAGAUGAGACAUGAGGGAGAAGAUGAUCUGCAUCAUCCUGCUGCUCAUCAACCUGACCUCCUGUGUGUGUGGAACAUUUGUAGUCAAUGUGACACAGACCUCCUAUCAGGCAGAGGAGAACCACAACAUCACACUGGAAUUCACCUUCACCACCAAACCUGGCAGCUCCCUCCACUCCCUUUUUAUCUACUGUGAACUGUUAACUGAUCUCAGAGCCUCAGUCCUGUAUGAUCUACAUGGAGGUGUUGAGGUCCCAGAGUCCCAGGAUGGACAGUUUAAAGGACGAGUCCAGUGUGACAAAGACGUCCUCAGAGAGGGACGACUCAGACUUCAUGUGUCCAGACUCAGGACUGAUGACUCAGGACUGUACAUGUGUCAAGUGUUCACACGUUAUGGAAGGAACUCUGCUUCAUGUCGGCUCAAUGUCACUGCAACAAAGGCUUCGCCCAAACCUGUGAGACCAAACCCAACAAGUGCACCACAACCAGAGAGUUGGGGAUGGAUCGUGCUAUAUUGUCUCCUGGUACUGACAGCAGCACCAGCAGUAGCAGCAGUAGCAGCAGCAGCAGUGCUGGAUCCUUUGGGGAGUUUUUUAUUCCCAGCCGAAAACCUACGUUGUCACGGGGAGAACAUGCCAACUCCACACAGAGGGAACCCUCUUGCUGUGAGAUGACAGUGCUAACCACUGCAUCAACGUGCUGCCUAAUUCUAACAUGCAGAGCAUUGACUUUUUUUUUGUAAUGUGCCCUUUAAACUCAGAUGUACAGUUACUGUUUUAUUUGUGUCUGUUACAGUUGGCAUAUAUAUUUUACUGUCUGUUAUUUACUGUCAUUAUUUCAUUGUAUGUAUGCUCAAAAGAAAAGCUCUGAGUUGUUAA
Molecule: messenger RNA, 1012 nt
Organism: Epinephelus moara (kelp grouper)
Lineage: Eukaryota; Metazoa; Chordata; Actinopteri; Perciformes; Serranidae
Exons: 4
Coding region: 146-808 (220 amino acids)
Biological process (GO): negative regulation of T cell proliferation; T cell costimulation; immune response
Cellular component (GO): external side of plasma membrane
Source: RefSeq, a predicted model, not a curated record